AAGCGAGGAUAUAAGCGUUAUUUAAGCAGCAGCAGCAGCCAACAAACUUUGUAUUCCUUUCACAGCCCUCUUUUCCUCUCGGUCGUCUUGCACUUUCGGACGGACGGCUAUGCUGUAACACGAUUGGAUUGCAUUCACACAUACACAACAUUCAUUUCAUGCAGGCUGCGUUAAGGGAAUAAUAUAAUAUCUGCGGAAGAAGGGUUUUAUAUAUCCAGCAGCAGCCAGCAAGCAGCCGACUACUACAAAAAGUGAACUUAUUCCACUCACUCAUGCUAACACCGCACACAGAACAAAAUAUUAUACCCAGCAGCAAAUUAAUCACUUAAUUUACUUGCUGCUGGACUGGAUGGUUGUCGUCGUCGCUUCUUAUUGUUGUUAUCCACCAUCCCCCCAAAUAAUAACUGGUCUGGCUAAUUGCACAAAUAAUCAAACCACAACAUUAUAUUAUAUUUGUGCAUUGACUUGACAUCAUCAUCGUCGAGAGUGGAACCAAACCACAAAAAAGUUGUGGGCACGACUUCUUCCUCGAGAGUUACUUUCUUCUACGGCUGGAGAAGAAUUUACAGGACAGGCCAGCGAGGAAUAUUAUUGGUCUGAUGAUGAGUGUCGGCUUAAAGAAAAAACGGGAGAAAUUGGGACCCAAGUUUAAACUACUUCCGGUGACUUUUUAUUACGAGGUGAGAGUAGAAGAGGAGAGUGAAGAGUGACUUGGGUGUGAGAGUCCGGUAAACAUUUUUGCGUUGUGACUUGUGAGUAAGGAUUUUCUGGACAAAGAGUUUGUUUUUAUUAAGAGUGAAAGUGUAAAUAAAUAGUGAUUAAGCUGGAAUUUUAUAUAUGGUUGAUUGAUUUGUGGGAAAUGUGCGAUAUAAAGUAUCAAUAAAGCUGAAAUAAAAUGACAUGACCGCAUAGUACACCCCCACCGCAUCACACUUCCGUCUCGACGUCUAAAUAUAUGCGGCCAAUUUCCUCUCCAACUAAUAAACCAAACCUGGCAGCAUCAUAUAAUUCAUACUUUUGGAAAAUUUGAAUCCUUUCGACCACGACGAUAUUACCUCAGAAACUGGUCAUUUUUUUAACCGUUUAAGUUUUAGACUUUUAAACACAAGCAUCGUGCCACCCACGGAUUAUUGAGUAUUUAUUUACACCAACGAGUAAUACCCCAUAAAAUGCGUGGGUGGAUGGGAAGUUAGCUAAAUGCGGACUAUAAUUAUGGACAUAAUAAGAAUAAUAAUAAUGGUGUCGUGGACAUAGCUGAGACGUUGUUUAUGAACAAAAUGAAAAUGGAAAUGGUGACUGGAGAAAUUUGGUAGUUCUACCACAACGGGGAACGAACGAACCACGCACAUUUUCUGCUCAAUUUACCACACCACACCCCCACAAAUUUAUGUGGGUGGUCAUCCCGACUGUAGACUAGGAGGAAUGAAAAACGGAUCCAAACACAACAAUCAAGAAAGCAACGCAUGUAAUGUAAUGGUGUAGAUUGUCGCUAGUUGGUUGAGAUAGCACCUGAUCAAGCUCAAGAAUUUUGCUCCUUGUCCUUUAACCUCUGCUCUGAAGAAGAUAAACCGGAAGUAGCAAAAUGGCUGGUCAAGUAGGAUCAAGUUACUUAAUGGCAAGGAUGAAGCUCUUUUUCUUCGCAGCUGCUAUUAUUUUUGUGACAUUUUUGCACCCAUCAUGGUGCGACAUUCUGAAAAUAUCGAUGACUGGAGAGGGAUUAAAGUCUUUGGGACGCCCAGCGACGCUCACCUGCCAUUCUAACGAUACUUCGAUAGCAUCCGUAAAGUGGAUAUUUGAAAACACCGUUUUACCAUCAGUUCCACCGAAAUCUAAAAGCUCGUCGCUUCAUGAAGCGAUUCAUGUCAUUCCUAAUGUGACCUUUAACGACUUUGGGAGGUAUUUGUGUAGUGCUAAUCUAUCCACCGGCGAAGUGCAUAAUGUUACGCAUGAACUUUUGUUCAAUGUAAAUGCCAAAGUUACGCUCAAUGCAGUCCAUGAAGUCAAAGAAGGAAGUAAUGUUAGCAUGACUUGUGCCGUGACGGGCUACCCUUCUCCGACAAAUAUCCACUGGCAAUUUUCUCAUCGACCAGUUGCAAAUUCUGAGAGUCACAGCACGUCUGAAACGCGGAGUAAUCCUGCAGAGAUAUCUUCCACUUUGGUGAUGAUUAAUGCAACGCCUGAAAUGAAUGGGACAUAUGACUGCAACACGCCGGAUGGGACUAAAGAGACACAUUUAGUUGUGAAAAGUAAACCUACGUUGAGAUUUCAACUAGUAAAAGCUGUUGGACGGACGCAGAUUUUUACCAACUGGACAUUAUUUAAUGGAAACUCGAAAAUAAAAAACCUUGAAAUGAAGUACUAUCAAAGCAAAAAGGUCGGUCCCGUGAAAAUAUCCCUGAGUCCUAAAGCAAACUCGUAUCUCAUUACUAAAUUAAAUCCUGGAGAAACGUACUUCAAUUUCUCAAUUUCUGCCAUAAAUGAAGUUGGCCAACACGAAGAUGUUUAUGACAUUGAUGUCGUAACACUUCUCGAAGAUCCGCAUUUUGUACCACAAAUUUCAGUCAAUGGAUUUACCUCAAACACAGUUACUCUGGGUUGGAAUGUAUACUCGAAUAUUUCAGAGUACUUUAACUAUUACAAUGUAUCCUACCGACGAAUCCAGUCCGGUAUUCCGCAGUACUACACGGCGUAUGAGCAUCCACUUAUGGUUGAAAAAUUAAAACCUGGAGCUACAUAUGUCUUCAAGAUACAAGCAUGUUCUAGUUACAUCAAGACAUGCGAGGCAUAUUCACAAGAAGUAAAUGGAACUACGAUGGACGGCAUGUCUAGCGCUCCACAAAAUUUGAGUUUGAAUUGUCAAUACGACGUAAAGACUCACGAGACUCUUGUCAGCGUGGGUUGGGAUGAACCCAGCGAUCCACAAGGUUACAUUGGUGAAUAUGAAGUGACCUUGACGGGAAAUGCGUCGUUCUACGACAAACAAGGAAAGCAGGCUGAAGAUAGAGUUCCGCCAAUUACGAAAAACGUAUUGGCAAACGCUCCUCGAAAAACGGACUUUCCUGGUCAACCUCCAAACACACAAAUAUUUGUAAACGUUUGUGCAAAAACACGUUCCAAAAGAUGUGGCGCUUCUGCAGAGGUCAGUUGCCUCACGCCCGAAAGUAUUCCAGAUACUCAAGAACUCAGCCAAGCUUCUUGGAAAGCUGUACAACGAAGCAACAGCCAGCAAAUAUUUUUCAUGAUCAAUGUUCCACACAUUUCUCAACGAAACGGGACAAUUUGUUGUCUACGCGUCAUUGUUGUUAGAUUGGGCAAGGAUCAAUCCGUGCAUGAUUUGAAACCUCCAUCUGAGAUGGAGAUUUUCACCUAUGACGCGAUACACAACGGGACUAAUUCCGGUGCGUAUCUUGCCGAAAUGCUGGAUGCCAAUAGCCGACAUAUAAUGAUCGGGGAUGGAGUUAUGAGCGAGAGGUUGCUUUGUGAGAAAUGUUGGCCACAGAAUGACUUUAGCAUGGGCGCAUAUUCCUAUCGACCUUCGGGACACUACCCGUCCGCGAAUGCUAUUCCUUUGAAGCAUCACCGCAAACGGCACACCAGUUCAAACGGCCAACAACAUUCCAACAUUCCCCAAGACGGUCCCUUAGACACUGGCAGCACAUACACUGCAUAUUUAGAUGCUAUCGUGGUAAAUGACAAACAUCAAAGGAUGCGAGCCCAGAGCAAAUAUUUUCUCCCCUUGAGACCCGUUGGAGCUGAUUCUCAAGAGUCAAUAAUUCCUGGCGUUGCCAUCAUUUCUAGCUUGAUUGUGACAUUAGUCGUCGUGCUAAUUGCUCUCAUGUGCGUCAUGAGGUGGAGGAAGGAAGAGCCCGGAGAUCAAGAGUAUGGUCUUUCGCACUCUAUCCAACAAUGGUGCCGCCGAUUGCGAGGCCAACAACCAAUUCCGAGCGAGGAGCCACCAAACUUGCCACCCUUGUCAAAGGACGAACUUGUCAAUGCCUAUUUAGAGCGGCAUAAGGACUCUGAUUUAGGAUUUCAACAAGAGUUUGAGAAAUUACCUGAUCGGUUUUGUGAUCGUACCGCGCAAGCAUCCGACAACUCGAGCAAUGUUGGCAAAAAUAGGUACCCCGACAUCAAAGCGUACGAUCAAACGAGAGUGAAACUCUCAACAUCUGAGAACGGAUCUGAUUACAUCAACGCCAACUUUGUCGUUGGCUACAAAGAGAGGAAGAAGUUUAUUUGUGCACAAGGACCAAUGGAAACAACCGUUGUGGACUGGUGGAGAAUGAUUUGGGAGCAACAUGCCCACUUUAUCCUCAUGUUAACAAAUGUGGAAGAAUACAACAAAACGAAGUGUGCAAAAUACUGGCCAAAUGAAGGUUCAACCAACUACGCGGAAUUCAUGGUCACACAUUGUUCGGAAAAACGCUACUCUGACUAUCUCGUAAGGAACCUGAAAAUCAGUAAGGCACGCUCCGGAUCUAAUGUUGAGGAUGGGAAUCGGGAAGAGCGAGAAAUAUUCCAGUAUCACUACCUCGUCUGGAAGGACUUUAUGGCUCCGGAACACCCCGUGGGAAUCCUCAGAUUUAUUAAAAGAUUUAACGAGGCGUAUGCUCCUGAUAAGGGUCCCAUCCUCGUGCAUUGCAGUGCGGGAGUAGGUCGUACCGGAACUUUAGUGGGAUUGGACUCGAUGCUUCAACAACUGAAUGAAGAGGGUUGUGUGUCAAUAUUUAAUACAAUUUGCGAUCUCAGACACCAACGAAAUUAUCUCGUGCAAUCAUUGAAGCAAUAUAUCUUCAUCUACCGUGCUUUGAUGGAAAUGGCUCAAUUUGGAGACACUGAUGUGUCGUCUUCCGAGCUCAAGUCGCAUAUCGAGAAAAUUAAAGGUUGUGCUGUUGGGAGUACAACAUCUCGUAUGCAAGAGGAGUUUGAGAGACUAGUGCAAGUAAUAGAGGAUAGAAAGCCAUUCACUGUGGGUGCGUCGGAAGACAACAGGCAUCGCAAUCAUCACGAAAAUAUCAUUCCUUAUGACAGGAACCGCGUGCAUCUAUCUCCCAUGCCAUCACUCAGCAAAGAGAUUAACACGUAUAUUAAUGCUACAUUUAUCGAGGGAUAUGACAGUACUGAGCAAUUCAUCAUUGCUCAAGAUCCCUUGGAAGUAACUAUUGGGGACUUUUGGAGAAUGAUAGUUGAGCAAAACAUUCGGAGUAUUGUGAUGUUGUCAGAGACUGGUGAAGAAAAAUGUACAAGAUAUUGGCCUGAAAAGGACCAGGAAACCAGUCACGAUUACAUUAAAGUCAAAUACAUGCAGAGUCAAAGUUUUCCAUUUUACUACCGUCGGGAGUUUACUGUCACCGACACGAAAACAGAUCACUCUUGUCUUGUCACUCAGUUCCAGUACAAUGGAUGGCCCGUCGGAGAGGGCGAAGUACCUCAGAUUGAUCGGGGCAUCGUUGAAUUAAUUGAUACUACCUUUAAAUACAAAGAUACAUUGGAGGGCAAUGUUGGACCUAUAGUUGUGCAUUGCAGCGACGGGGCUGAUAGAAGCUGCAUUUUUGUGGCACUCGCCAUUCUAGUUCAGCAAAUGAUGAACGAAUCUCGAAUCGAUGUUUUUAGUGUUGUAAGAAAAUUAAGGUCUCAACGACAAGGGUUGUUCCGUAAUUUUCCUCAAUACGAAUUUAUUUACCGUGGAUUGCACACAUAUGCUGAACUUCAUGUAGCAAAUGGGAACGCUGGACACUGACUGGAAAUAUGAUGAUGAUGAUGAUCUGCUUCUUGCCGUUGUCGCUGUUGUUGUCUAUUCAUCAAAUAGUGUUUGAAUAUUUAUAAUUUUCAUACUAAUAGAUUUAGGCAGGUUCAGAGUUUUAUGUCUUUUACAAAACUGUCAUCUCAACUGGUCAUUCCGUUACUAAAUUGUACUGUUCAUCGUUAUAUAUUUAUCAUUGUUCUUAUGAUUAUUAUUAUUACUACUAUUGUUAGAUGACUAGGAACAGAGAACGAGAAAUGCGUAGUUUUAUAGCCUAUUUCUAUUUAAUAACUCUGACAAACUUUCUCCCUGGAGUGAUUACUAUUAUAUACAGCUUCUUGACUCCCAACUUUACAACAAAAACUGUUUUAUAACUUGAUAAGAUUUCAUACUGGAUAUUUUACAAUUUUAAAGGAAAAAUACUAUAAUUAAUCAUAGUAUAUAGUAGGCACAUGUAUUUAUGUUAUGUAACAUUUAUUAUGGAUAGCUCAAACAAAUGACAAGAUAUAGUCCUACUAAAUCUUACGUUUCUAUACAACAAAUAGAAUUGUACGGAAAACAAACAAAAUUCCAUUUACAUAACAUUUAGAUCUUUGGAAAUAGAUCUUUCUCUCCAAAGACGACAACCGGCGAUAUAUGUUUCAGCAAGUUUCUUACCCAGAGAGAUGCUGAAAAAUGCAUCGAAAAAACAGUGCAACAUAUAAAAUAUUCCCUAAAACUGUAAGACUACUGCACAAUCGCGUCGUCCAUAAGUAACAAAGAAAAUGCAAUGCACUCCUCCUCUGGUAUAUACAAAUAUAUGAUUGCCGAUUUGGAAAAAAAUUUGCACACACCAUUCAGCACGUGGAAUAAUGUUGUGAAAUCCAUUUGUGAUGAGUGGGAGGGUGAGUGGGUGGAUGGCUGUGGUGUAUGUACACACUGUACAAAAAUCUAUUUCCUGUCUCUCCUGAAUAUAGAAUCAAAUACCAAAAACUACACUAAAAUGUCAUUGCAUAAUUCGCAACGUUAAGUGAUAUAGGCUAGUUUUAUACGUCACAAUUUGCAUUUUCGGUAUUAACUUAAUAUAAAUUACAUGCAUGUACAACAUAAUUUAACUAACUAAAAGUAAGUAUAUAUUAGGAUUGACGAGUCUUUUGUUAUUAUAUUAUUAUGGAACAACGUAGACUGACGAUGGCGUAAAUACAAGCCUUUUAACCAAAGUAAA
This is a messenger RNA of Folsomia candida, 6947 nucleotides long. It is a transcript of the gene Ptp69D, whose product is annotated as tyrosine-protein phosphatase 69D. The transcript is spliced from 18 exons. The record is from RefSeq and is a predicted model, not a curated record. Lineage: Eukaryota; Metazoa; Arthropoda; Collembola; Entomobryomorpha; Isotomidae. Gene Ontology annotation, molecular function: protein tyrosine phosphatase activity; protein binding. The coding region runs from base 1583 to 5740 and encodes 1385 amino acids. Gene Ontology annotation, biological process: protein dephosphorylation.